AUGUACUCGAAAGAUUUCCGCGAUCAUCUUAUGGAAUCCAUCCAGACCUCGCAGUCAGCAAUCAUGGCUGCUCUUGUUGAACCUCUUGAGACCGAGUCGUUGGAAUUAAUAGUCCUGAGUGUAAAAUUUCGGCCUGAAGACAGUUUGGGUCAAACUGUCAUUGAUCCUUUCACCAGAAUGGAGCGCGCUCAAGGGGAAAUGAAGGAAAGAAGCGGAUACUUACUUUGCUUGAUACCUAAAGAAUGGGGAGAAGAAGGUAUCCGCAUCCCGCUCCUUAAGCUCUGCUCAACCCUCCAAUGUCAGGAUGUUGGCUGCAUCAAGACGUGGAUUGACUUUGAGAAUUGCAUCUGA
Messenger RNA from Aspergillus saccharolyticus JOP 1030-1, 351 nucleotides. RefSeq lists its product as uncharacterized. The record is from RefSeq and is a predicted model, not a curated record. Lineage: Eukaryota; Fungi; Ascomycota; Eurotiomycetes; Eurotiales; Aspergillaceae. Bases 1 to 351 code for a protein of 116 amino acids. The transcript is spliced from 3 exons.